Molecule: messenger RNA, 10784 nt
Organism: Acinonyx jubatus (cheetah)
Lineage: Eukaryota; Metazoa; Chordata; Mammalia; Carnivora; Felidae
Gene: PFN2
Product: profilin 2
Exons: 4
Coding region: 229-582 (117 amino acids)
Biological process (GO): positive regulation of actin filament bundle assembly; actin cytoskeleton organization; regulation of actin filament polymerization
Cellular component (GO): cytoplasm
Molecular function (GO): actin binding
Source: RefSeq, a predicted model, not a curated record
CGGGCGGGCGGGCAGGCAGGCCGGGCGCGCUCCGCGGCUUGUCCCUCACCGUCGUCCCCGCGUCCUCCCUCCGCAGCUCCUCGGGGAGGGGGGCGGUCGGUGCCUGCGCAGAGCCGCCUCCUCCCCGCCCCCGCCCCGCCUCCCCCCGCGCCGCCGCCGCCGCCCGCUGCCGCCGCCGCUGCGCCUGCUGCUCCUCGCCGUCCCCGCUGCAGUGCGAAGGGCUCGAAGAUGGCCGGUUGGCAGAGCUACGUGGAUAACCUGAUGUGCGAUGGCUGCUGCCAGGAGGCCGCCAUUGUCGGCUACUGCGACGCCAAAUACGUCUGGGCAGCCACGGCCGGGGGCGUCUUCCAGAGCAUUACGCCAGUAGAAAUAGAUAUGAUUGUAGGAAAAGACCGGGAAGGUUUCUUUACCAACGGUUUGACUCUUGGCGCAAAGAAGUGCUCAGUGAUCAGAGAUAGCCUAUACGUCGAUGGUGACUGCACAAUGGACAUCCGGACAAAGAGUCAAGGUGGGGAGCCAACAUACAACGUUGCUGUAGGCAGAGCUGGUAGAGGUAUUUCUGAAGGCAAAAUAUCAAGAUAAAUUCAUCUCUGGGGUUCAACGAAAUUGUACAAAUGACCAAACACGUUUGGAAAGGUCAGGACUGUGCAAGUACAUCAAAUUCCAAAGCUCUGCUUCACUACUAUAAUAAAUCGACGAUCUGUUUCUCAGGCCUGUGUAUAUGUAAAAGGAGGUUGGGGGUGAGAUGACCUGGUGUCGGUGGAUACCGAAUUCAGCCUUUUAUUUUCCUAUGUGGAAAUGACUAUUUUUUAAAUUAUUUUUUCAAAAAGAAGUUCAGAAAGUAAAAUUUCCCCAGUUGUGUUACAUUUCUUUUAAUUUUUUUUUCACAUUAGACUCCUACACAUUGUAUCCUUAGUAUUUUCUGAUACGUUUUGUUGACUAAAAAUUUUUCAUGUCAAUAUAGCUUGAUCCAGAUAUUUAUUAUUUCAAGGCUGUAUAGAAGUCUACUGUAAGGAUGUACCAUAAUUACAAUAAUGUACCAUAACGUACACUAUUAUUGGAAUGAAUUUUGGCGGCAGUUUUAACUUUUGGGGGGGGGUCCCCAAUUGGUUGUGAGCAGUUACCUUGUAUAGAAUUCUAAGGUGGUGGUUUUAUCUGACCUAAAUUACCUUAAUUAUUAUGCCUUUGUAGCACUGUGCAUAUAAAUAAGGCUAAUGUGGGUAAUAUUACAGUGGAACAAAUAUUUGCCAUUUCUUAAAGUGGAAAACGUGUUUAUUAACAUUCAAACUCCCUUCAUACAAGGCCAUAUAAAAAUUCUUAGCAUUUUGAUUAUACAUAAGUCUAUAUUUUCUACAUAGUUACAGUGAUGUAUAAUUUAGCUUUUCAUAAUACAUUAUUUAAAUACAUCAUUAGUUCUGUUAAACAUAAGCAAUUAUUUUCAAAUCCAAUACUUGAACAAUUUCCUCUGUACAUAGUUUAGCAGGGCUAAUUAGCAUAAGAUGCUCUUUGUUAAGAGGUAUGAUCUGUAUUAACAGAGUAUUAACAGUUGCUGAAGUUUGGUAUUUUUAUACAGCAUUUUCUUUUUUGAUCAUAACACAAAACCCUUAAGGAUACUGAAAUUCAGUAAGUCAAGUCCAGAGACAUGUUACUUUAGCUGAUGAAUCAAAUUCAUACAUAACACUAUAGUAUUUAAAACCUUGGCGGGGGGAAAAAACAAACCUAUGAAAUCUGCACUAGUACAGACCAUUCCUGUCAGGAUAAGACUACUUGGGAAUAGAAAGAAAAAAAGAGAGCAUUGAGUUUCUUUGUGGCGCUGAUAGAAGGAAAAAUACUAAAUUGUUACCCCUAUGAGUGAUGGUAAUUUGGGAAAAUACAAAAACAAAUAUAUUCCAACUCAACAACUCUAGGUAAACUUUAUGCAAAUGGAAGUUGCUUAUUAGCUCAUGCUAGGUGGCCACAGCAUUGACCUUGUGUGUAAAACACGAAACAUUUGCAUACUGUGAUCUAGGUCUUAACCGCAAGCUAUACGGAGGCAUUUUUUUUUUUUUAAAUGUUUUGGCUAUAGUUCAUUCCAAAAGAAGAGUUGAUUUGAUGCUUGAGUUACGGCACCAGUCUAUUACUAGUUAUCAGUGAAAUGAAGUAUACUCCUGCAGAUAAAUACCAGAUCAAAAAAACCUUCAGUAAUCUGAUAGAAUACUAAAAAAUAAGUUAUUUCUACAGGAAUCUCUGAAGGGAGCAAAAAAAUUAUAUACCUAAAUAAACAUUUAUUAGGAAAUAACCCAAUCACCCUCUGAAGGUCAAACAGUAUUUGCUAUGUUGUAAUCUCGUUCACCAUUAGGCUGCAGCUGGACUACAACACUAUGUGCAUUAAUUUCGUUUUCUGCAUCACUGCUGUCGGUAUCUUCGUUGUCAUCCUCUUCAUAGUCUGAAGAUUCUGUCAUGUUCUGAUGUGAGCGGGAUUCCGACAAGGCCCCAAAUGACUGGGUGCUGACAGAUGCCAAAGGUCUAAGUAAAGGGGUACGUUCUGACACUUCAUUUUCUUCUUGACUACUGUCUGUGUCAGAGUCUGAGUCGCCUUGAGAAGGAACAACUUUUUGCUUGCAGACUGGACAGGUUUUUUUGGUUUUAGUUAGCCAGGGGUCUACACACUUGCAGUGAUAAGCUGUUAAAGCAAAAUACACAUCUUUUAGAUAGUAUAUUUGGUUGAGAACAUUACAUUUUUAAUUUCUUGCCAUGUUUAUUCACGUUCUUCUGAUCUAUAAGUAUCAUGUAUGGGCAAGAGAAGAAAAGUUUGUGAAUUUUUAUAAAUCUACCUCCAUCCUUUAAUGACACCACUAAUUACUAAAAGACUUGGCCUAUAGUGUACCACUAACUCUUUUGUCUCCUCCUCUAAUACUGAGCCUAAAUACAAAUUACGUGUAAACUCAAAGCAGUAUGUAAUUAUUCAUACCAUGGGAACAAGGAAGGAUUCUGAGCUUGUCGCCAUCUUCAUAUUCAUCCAAACAAAUGGCACAUACAUCAUAUUCAUCUCCUAUGACAGACAGUAGUAAAUAAAAUUAAUGAAAAGAGGUAGAGAACUUUCAAAUUCUUAAAGUGAGGUCUUCCUCAGUUAUUUUAAAUGUCUUUUGAUUGACCUUUUGAUCUGUAAAUGAUACCUUUGUCUUGUUUCCUGUCAGAUCAGGGAGCUGCUUUAAGUUCAGGAACCUGAAGUUUUAAUUUAAAUAAUUAACCUUUUACCUAAAAUAAGAAAUUAAAAAUGGAUGUCAAGUUUGUUUACCUUAACUUUGGAAAAGACUAUUUUUAAAAGAAUCAUCAUUGUAGUAGUGUUUCACAGGACUAUUCAAAUGCGGGUUUUGAAAUACACAAAGACAACAAAAUUUUACUCUUUAGAUUUCUUAAAGUCUGGGUAAUUUUUAAAGUAAAAAUGGAAACAGAACAUACUCGUGUUUUUUUUUAAUAUGUUAGUGGAAAAACAUUUGGAAUGAGACACUAAGCUUCAAAUCUCCUUUCCAAGAUUACUAGCUUUGUGAUGCUUGGCAGGUUAGUCUUUGAUAUCCAGUUCUUUUAUCUGUAAAGAGAUUCUGUCUACCUUGCAGGUUUGUGAGUGAGCAAAAGGCCAGGCACAUAGGUAUUCACUAAAUGGUGUUUAUUAAUACUGCUGCCCUUUUAAUUUCUUAUUUGAAGUUACUACCUUUAGAAAUCACGAAGGUUUAUUAAUAGCUCUUUUUGGAAUUCAUGUGUACUUGAUUUUAAAGAAAUUAGCAGUCUUACAUACAGCAGCUUUUGAAGUUGAGUCAGUAGUGGCAGUGACCCCUGUGACUGUUUUCAAUUCGGUGUUUUCCAUUAAGUGUAUACGAUAGGUACAAACUUAAAAAUCCCAGGGAACAAAAGAUAGAUUCAUCUGCCUUCACCUUGGAAGACAGAUCAGAAAUAAAGCCAUUGUCUGUAUAGUCUGGAUGAACAUGACCCAUAAAGGGAAUGAUAGUUCGAUCAAUCCCUUUAACAUCCUUUAGUCAUUUAAAAUUGUACAUUCAGGAGGAGUUCUAAAAAGAAAGCUUUAAUAACACUUACUAUUUUUUGUUCAGUGUUUUGAACUUGGUUACCACAGAAUCAAGUAUCAAAUGCAUUUUAUAACAAAUACAAGCUUCUGUGUUAAAACUUUGUGGAAUUCGGUGAGACCGAUUAUAUGCAUCUCAAACUAUCAAAACUAUUAAGCUCAAAGAUCAAACUAUUAAAAGAGUAAAAGACUCCACUAUAUCUGUAAUUAUACAUUUGAUCCAUUUACAUGGAGGAUGGUUUUAAUAAGUAAUUCAGUCAUCACUGAUUUCUCAUAUCAAACUUUAAAUUUUAGUGCCCAUCAAACGGUUCUAGUUACCAUUAGAGGAGGUAAUCUGGUGGAUAAAGGCCUCAGUCUUCUUCAGAGGGACGAUUCUGAAGCACAUGGCUCCUCAGAGGGACUCUGGGGGAUGGAGACCCUGCCGUCCACAGAGGUAACUAGCUCAGUAAGACCCACUUCAUUUAUCAUUCCCUCACUCUUCCCCACUCCCUCACUCUUGCUUCCUGAGGUUAUUUCCCCAAGAAAUCCCCUGCAUCUUACUCCUUGUCUCAGGUUUUGCUCUCGGAAAUUCACACCAUUACAACAGUUUUAAACAUUGGAUUUUUAGUAACAAUUUUACGUAUAUUCUGUCUUCGUGUAUCUAAUAUCCUAUUACUUUUUGCUGAAGAUCUAAUAAAUUCCUGUUGGAUCUUCAGCAAAAAGUAAUAGGAUAUUCUGCUUGUACUUUAUUAUCAUAUGUGAGUCCUCAGAUACUUCAUUUUUAAAAAUAAAGACAACAAGGGCAAAAGUUGUGUAACACAUGGCCUAAAAUCUAAAGGAAACUCUGCUAUCUAGAAAAGUAUCAUUGGAAACAUCUAUUACAGAAGCUAAACUACAGGGUUAAAAAUAUCAGAGGUUAAGUUCUAAUAUUACUAAAUUUAUUUAUAAGGCCAUCAUUGUAUCUGGAAGAAUUAUUUGUGCCAAACCUACUGAUUUUGUAGAAUUGUACUGACAUUUAAUUGACCAUCUCCUUGCUAUUUUAAACUAAGCAAUAACUUCCUAUAGCCAAUACCUCUUAUAAAUGGCUUUUAAGAUGUGAUUUGUGUUAUUUAGUUCACUGUUACUGAGAUGGAACCAAUGAUUUAGUAUUUAUUCUGAAGUGAAACACCUCACAAUUUGUUUCCUUAUAAAAUGCCACACAUUUUUCAGAAAAUGAUACAGUUAAUAUAACUGAACAGGAAUGGACUGGUCCAGAACUGUGCCCCAAGGCUCUAAGCCUCAUUUUCUUAAGAUAGGGAGGUUAUCCUGCAUUAAGCCAGGUGGGCCCAGCAUAAUUACAGAGGUCCAUAAAAGUGCAAGAGGGAGGCAGAAAAGUUCACAGUCAGGAGGAUGUGACUGGAUGAAUGGUCAGGGAGAUGCUAUGUUACUGGCUUUGGAAGAUGGAGGGGGAGAUUAAGUCACUAAGUUUAUGGUACUUUGUUACCACAGCAAUAGGAAAUUAAUACAGGCAGUAUUGGAGUUAGCCCUAAAUAUACGGACUUGAUACUUCAGAGUCACUUAGCUUUCCUAUCAGUCCUCUGAAUUGUUCCAGGAGAUGGAAUUAUAAGAAGAUGAUGGGUCAAGACUCAACAGUAUAGUUUGUGAUGGUGCACCAGACUGGAGCCCAGUGCUCUGUAGAGAACUAACCCCCCUGGCCUUGGACUUGUGAUGAAAUGGUAAAGCACACGUGAGAAUGCUGGGGGUUUUCAUCAUAAAAAUUUUAUUUAUUAGCUCUGUAACCUAGUGCAAGAUACAUCUCCAUGUUUCAGUAUUCUCAAAACAAAAAUAUUAACAUACCUGUGUCUUAGGAUUGUGGAUUAAAAGAACUAACACAAGAAUAUUUUACAUAGUGUUUGGUACAAAUCGCCCCCUGAUAAAACUGGCUGGGUAGGAAUACUACUCAUGACCUGGUGUACUGGGAGGAGGCUGCUCUCAAAUAGCACCAUGUGCUUCUGUCACACCAGAUGAGCUGUGUGCCUAAAGAGAGGUAUGAGCAGUGGUCAUUGAAUCUGUUGUAUCACAUAGGGUAAUUAUGUAAUUUAAUGAAAUAUUCAGCAGUUCUUGAACUGUGAGUAUAAAAGACUGGUUUUAUUUGACAAGCUAGGGUGACUAUUAAGAACCCUUAUAAUAAAAGCUGUUGCUCCCCAACCCCCUCGCCAGCCAAAAUGAGAUUAUAUGAAGUAUGGGUGAGAAAUGUAAGAGAUUGGACAAAUUUAUGUAUUGAUAAAAAGAAUGAAAGCAGAAUCCAAUUUUGCCCCAUUUUAAAAUGUCUGAAACUAAAAAUGGUAGGAAUGCAUCAUGUACCAUGACAACCUAGAAAUCCAGUCAGUGGACUCCUACUCAAGACCGUGGCCCAACAGCAAAUAACUGUUCAGUGGCUUUAUCUGUAACUUAAAGUUAAAUUUGAGGCAUUUAUUUGUAUGGUUUAUAACUUUAGCAGGUUUUUAAAAAAUAACCAAUUUGUCCUCGGUACUGGUAGCAUAAAAGGGUUUUACAAGUGGUAAUAAAUGUUUGUUUUGUUACUGUCCGCACCAUGCUAUAAAAUUUUGCUUAGUGUAAACCACUGGUUUUUAACUGGAUAGGAUUCUUCCCCCCAGGGACAUUUGGUGACAUCUGUAGACAUUUAUGGUUUUCACAACAGGGAGAUGGUGCUGCUGGCAUCUAGCAGGCCAGGGAUGCUGCUUAAACAUCCCACAAUGCUCUGGACAGCCCCUCACAGAAAGGCUUAUCCCAUAUAAAUGCCAGUAGCACAGAAGUUGAGAAACCCUAAUAGAAAGCCUCUCCAGGUUUUGUCAAAUGACAGCGACUUUGCUAAUUCGUUAGUGGAUAGAUGUUAAGUUACAGGAGGGAUGAGAUUCAUGUCUGUUAUUUGAAACAGUAUGGAAACCUUUCUGUCUAGAAUGUUUCUGGCAUUAUUAUUACUUGAAUAAUGUUUUAGAAAAAUUGCAUGAAUGCUCUUUUAAAGUCCCAUCAGUCUGGAAAUGUUCUAUAAAUAGACAGAACUUUGCUUUUCCUCCUGUAAAUCUGUUCUUCCUUGUUUCUCUCCAAAACCUUGGAUCAUCAAAUACAGCAAAGGCAAUGACCCAUCAGAAUAGGAAUCGCAUAGACUUAAAGCAGCCAUUGCAGUGGCAUGAACUGCUGAUCAGGCCUGGCGUGCCCUGAAUGUCUCUUUUCCUUAGAGCCUAUAUUCAAUCUGUCACGAAGUCCUGUAAAUUUUUAUCUGUAAAACAUGUCCUGAAUCUGUCCCCUUCUCCAUUUCCACAAUUACUCUGGGCCAAUAGCUUGGAUUACUAGAAGAGCCUCUAGUCUACCUCCUGUUCCUGCCGCCUGUGGUUUUUCUCCGGCGUGGCCAGCGUGAUUUAUUUUAUUUUAUUUUUUAACACAUCAUGUCAGUUUCAUUUAGAUGGUUCCCCAUCUCACUUAGAAUAAAAUCUGAGCUCCUUAUCAUGACCUUCAUAAAACUGUAUAUUAUCUGACCCCCAUCUCUUCCAUCUCCUCUCACACCAGCCUUACCACCCCUUCACACAUGCUUCAACCACACUGGCCUUUCAUUCGUGAACAAACUAACACAAAAGUUAAGUGGUGACCUGCAUUUAGCCAUGUUGUGACAGAAACAUUUGGACAUAACAUUAGAUCUAGAAAGAGGAAUCCCCAUUUCUAGAGAUGACUAAAAAAUGAGCUAGUUUGAGAUUAGCUAUAGCACAUACAAAUUGAUGCAAAACUUAAUUUUUCAGUUUAAUAACAAAAUAGACCAAGGCUUAAGUCAACUAGAAUAUGUUUCCUUAAGUAAACGAUACAAGAGUGAACAUUUAGGGCUAAACAUAUACAGGUUUCAUGAGAGAUAAUAACAAAAACAUUUUAAAUAACUUGCCCAGGGAAGAUGUACCAUUGGGUUCAUGAGCUUCAAAGCAAAAAUUACUGUUGUGGUAGAGAAAAUACCUUGCCACUUAUUCCCUACUUUACCAGUAAAGAAAAAAAUGAACGCUCUUUCUAGCAAGUAAACUGAAUUUUAUCUUCUGUUCUCUUCUCCUCCGUACCAGUUCCCAAGAAUUCUGAACAAAAGAACAGGACAAAAUAUUUUUAAACCCAGAUUUGCUUGAGAAUUCUUCCUGAUUAUUUUUAAGCCCUGGACAAAGGAACUAAUAUUUUUAAGGUUACAGUAAAGGCAGUUAAAUGUAGUCAUAAAAAUUAAGCAUUUCUCAGUUGAUAGGUUAAAGAAACAAAAAACUAUAAAACUGAGUAUUGCUCCACUUUUACACAUUCUGCUUUAAAAUGCCGUAUUGCUUUUUUCCUGUCCCUGAAAUAAUAUCCUUUGCUUUUUACACCUAUCUUGGAAAAUCUCAAUGAUGAAGCUAUAAGGCACAAGUGUCUGGUAACUUAAAGUUUAUGUCUUGGGGAUCAGGCUCCUUCACAUCCUGACUGCAGGGGAGACAGCUCGCAUGGAGACUGCCUCAAUUGUUUAGUAGAAGGAUUAAGUGAAAACAUAAGGAUUUUUCAUCUGCUCUGAAACAUGGUGUGUAGUAACCAGUCUUUUGGUUAUAGACUUGGGAGAAAUACAUUAACCGAAUGGGCCAAACCACAAUUUCAAUUGAAGAGCUAUUUUUGAGGGCAAUAAUGAGUAGUAAAGAGCCAAAAGGAAGUUGGCUGCUUCAGAAGCAAGAAAACAACUAAAACACUAUUAUGUGUGUUAGAAAUGGCUAACUUGAUAUUUAAAUCACUUAAGUGUUAAUCAGCACAAACACUUCUGAAAGAGCUGCCAAGUGAAGGUCAAUGAGAAAGCAAGGUGAUCACAUCCCCAAAGUAUGGUCAACUAUGAGAGUACUGACUAACCUCACAGAUACCGCUAGUGCCACGGCCUCAAGUGUGGUUUCUGUGGGUGGGAUUCCAGAAUAUGCCUAUGGAAAACUGGCAAAUGCCAAAUUUGUUUUGUUUGGCAGAUAUUUCCAAAAUAUUAUAAAUUCCCCUACAGUUAGCAUUUCUACUACAUUCUAAGCCUACAAGAAUUUUCAAGACUUGCAUGGUUUGGUGCUGUGACUCACUAGAGUGGUGAGUACCCAUAGAAGUGUUAUGUGUUUUCAGUCAUCCAUAGUUGUAUUUACAACUGUGAGAAAAUGGCAACGAUUGGGAUUUUUUUUUCUUUCUAACAUCUAUGUGUACUUUGUCAAAACCAUUAGCAUAUGCUAGAACAUGCAUGACAAAUAGUUCUUUUUUUUUUUUCCCCCUUUAAAUGUCAAGUCUCGUGGUAACCAAAACAUUUUAAAGCAAAAAUACAACCAGCUCAAACUUAGGGCUACUUUCGGAAAGAAACUUCACGUGUAAUAUUUACAAAGUUACAUAUUUUUAAGCUGCUUCAUGAUUUUGGCAAUCUUUUUUUUUUUUCAUCAUAAAGGAAAUGUUUAAUCACUGAAUUUUUAUAACACUAAUAUUUAUGAUUUUUACUUAAGGUUUUGUUUUUAUAAUAAUUGCCACCAAGUGCUGUGUGCCAGGCACUGUGUUAUAAGCAUUUAACAUACUGAUUUCCAUAUUGAUUUAAAUCUUCUCCCACCCCGCUCCCCCCCUUGUGAAAUACAGGUACUGUCAGUCACAUUUACACGUGAAGGAGUAUAUGGAGAGUUUAAGAAACUUGCACAAGGUCACACAGCCAAUAAAUGGUGAUCCAGAAUGCCAGCACAGGUCUGUCAGACUAAAGUCCAUCCAUGGUCUUAACCAUUAGGCCUGUAUUGUCUUCCGGCACAUCUACUUAGAAUUUCACAUUUAAAUAAUCCCCUUUGAUUCACAAUGUAAAAAGAGCAAGCGUUUAAGAAAUACUUUUAACCUGUCACUUAAUUAGAAAUAAAAAUGUUUCCAAUUCAUAAGCCAGAGCACUUUUUUCCUUCAUAUUGGUCCAUAUGGAAAAGGAGCAAAGAUAGUUUAUUUCUGUCUCCAUGGCUUCAUAUUUUUACAAACCUUUCUAGGAUGCUACAAAAGAGCAGCUAUAUUCUAAAAGUUUAAUUGAAGAACACACAUUCUUUGUGUUCUGAUGAUGAAAUGUGAUUGUGCACAGUAAGAAAACAAAUGACUCCACUGAAGGAAAGAGCAGGACACUGGCAACUUUGUUUCUGGAAAUGUGUUCAUGAAUUACUUCACUAAUUAAGGAUAAGAAUAAAAAGUGCCUUAGAGGCCAUAAAUCCAUAUAACAAGUUUAAAAUCCAAAUUUAAGCAUUGGCCAAAUUCCAUUUUGAGAGUGAUUUUUUUUUUCUUUUUUAAAUGUUUGUUUAUUUUGAGGGAGAGGGGAGAGACAGAGGGAGAGGGAGAAUCCCAAGCAGGCUCCCCAGUGCAGGGUUUGAGCUCACAAACCUUGAGAUAAAACUGACUGAGCUACUCAGGUGCCCCCGAGUGAUUUUCUUUUUAAACCUAAGUUUCCCUGUCUUCCCUAUCUUACUUGGUUUUAACUUGAUUGCAUUAUGCAGGUAAACUGGAGUUAUACCCAAGAUCUUUCUGGAUACAGGAGCAAGUAUAUUAAAAGAUUUGUCAUUAUCUUGAAGUUAAAAGGCAAAAUUAAAGGGACUUGAUAAUGAUAAAUAUUGUGCCAGACCUCAAGUACUUACAUUAAGUACUAAAGGUAUUGUUAUUCUUUUUUCAUUAUUCCUUUUCAGGCCCCUAGAAGAUCAAGAUUUGCAACACCCUUCCAGAGCCAACAUCAACAAACUCAAAUUAUGUAUAUCCCUAA